This is a messenger RNA of Scatophagus argus, 6288 nucleotides long. RefSeq names its product protein FAM126B-like. Gene Ontology annotation, cellular component: plasma membrane. The coding region runs from base 504 to 2312 and encodes 602 amino acids. NCBI's taxonomy places the organism in Eukaryota, Metazoa, Chordata, Actinopteri, Scatophagidae. The transcript has 13 exons. The record is from RefSeq and is a predicted model, not a curated record. Gene Ontology annotation, biological process: phosphatidylinositol phosphate biosynthetic process; protein localization to plasma membrane.
UAUAUUUAGGUUUCUUUAUCAAGCUGGGUAAGUGCCAUUGACAUAAUAAUAUACUUAACUUAAUACUUAAUUUACAGUCAGUGGAGAAUGAGCUCAACGCGUAAUCCUAAAUUUUCCGACAGCGAUGAAGGCAUCACUGCGGCUCCCCCUGCAGGUAGCCUUAGCUUUCUGCUUACCAAAGCGUACCGAGUUCCGCACAGUCUGGCCAAUCGCGUCCCACUGUGGUUCAGCACCAUUGCAGUGUGGAGAGAUCAUACGGACGUGCUGCUCGCUGAGAGAGGGAUCAUUUGGAGGAAAGAUACUCGACUUGGGUGAUCGCUCUGGGUACACGCCACCCGUACCUCCUCGAUACAGUCACCGCUUGACAUUGCUAUAUCUAGCUUCUGUCGGGGUGACCCUCAGUGAUUGACAGAUGUGUGACACUGUGGAGAACCAUUUGCCCCUCCCAGUGGAGAUCUGAGUUCUGGGACACUGAGGCAGCCGGGUGGUGGUCUCUGGGGAAGAUGCUGGGUUCAGAGCGUGGUGUUGUCGAAGAGUGGCUCUCAGAAUUCAAGUCCUUACCAGAAACCCACAUCUCCAGCUACGCCGGCAGCCUUCAUCUAAAAAAGUCCCUGGUGCCAGCGCUCUACAGAGUCAUCCAGGACCCCAACAAUGAGCUACUGGAGCCUGUGUGCCACCAACUCUUCGAGCUGUACCGGAGCUCUGAAGACCGCUUGCGCCGCUUCACACUUCAGUUCCUGCCUGAGCUGGUGUGGGUAUACCUGCGUGUCACGGCCAGCAGGGAUCGUCAGAGCAAUGGGUGCAUCGAGGCCCUCCUCCUGGGCAUGUACAACCUGGAGAUCGUGGACAAAGACGGCAACAGCAGGCUCCUCUCCUUCACAAUCCCGUCUCUGUCCAAACCAUCGAUAUAUCAUGAGCCUUCUAGUCUGGGAUCCAUGGCAUUGACAGAGGGGGCUCUCUGUCAGCAUGACCUGAUCAGAGUGGUGUACAGCGGCCUCCACCCUCAGAGAGAGACCUUCACAGCUCAGAACAGGUUUGAAGUGCUUUGUUUCCUCAUGCUCUGCUACAACUCUGCUGUGGUCUACAUGCCCCUGUCCUCCUAUCAGUCAGUCUGCAGGAUGAGCUCACGGUUGUGUGUAUGUGGCUUCCCCCGGCAGCAGCAGAAGCUGUGGAGGGAGCCGUGCAACCGUGUGCUGCUGGACCCCGAGUUCAUGGUGCAGAUGCUGACUGCCGUCUACCAUGCCAUAUACAACGGAGAAUGGGAGAUGGGCCGGGAAGCUCUGGAGGACAUUCUGUACAGAGCCCAGCUCGAGCUUUACUCCCAGCCUCUCCUGCUGGGGAACGCCAUGAAGAACUCCCUGCCGGACAGCGCUCCAGAUGAGCCGCGGGGUCGCAAGGUGCUCCAGGUGGAGGUGACACCCACCAUUAGCCGCAUCUCCAUCUCAGCCAUCACCACCGCCUCCAUACGGCGGCACCGCUGGAAGAGAGAGGAUUGUUUUGACUACUCAACUGAUGCAGAGUUGAGCCUCAUCGUCAAUCCUCCUAGCCUCGCCCAGCAGCCGCACCAACAGAACCACACUCCCUGGGACCCCGCAGCCAAUGAGGAGAGAGGAGGGCGGCCUCACAGCCACCACAGCAGCAGCAGCAGCAGCAUCAUUCCCCCCAUCACGUUUGAGGACGCUGACGGUAUGAGUGGCGGGGAAGAUUCGUUCAAUGUCAACGACCCCGAUGAGGGUUUCUCCUCCGGGGCGUCCAACAGCAGCCAGCCCAGCGGCACCAAGACAGGCGGCGGCGGCGGGCAGAGGGGCGGCAGCCUGAACAGCAGCAGCAGCAGCAUCAAGAAAGCCAUCGCGGCUCGGCUGUCUCGGGACAAGGAGAGGGAGCAGGAGAAGGGGAAGGAGGAUUUGUCGGCAGAUCACCAGGCUGUUGUGAGGAGGCAUCACCAGAGGCGUCAGUCACCCCCAGCCAGCAUCAACUUGGACGCCAUCCAGCUGAGCCCCAUAAAGAAGCACCUGAGCUUUCCUGCGGGGUCCACACUGGUGCGGACUGGCAGCACCUCUUCCAGCAAGUCCUUUGACUGCAUGAAUUUCAACCUGAAUGGAGGCAACAACGAGCGAGAGGAGGCGACGGGGGGCUCUGACAAGGAGGGAGGGCUUCCAGCUGGUGGCUCCCAUCGCCAGUCCACCAUUAGCCUGAAGGAGGAGCACCUCAUCAGGCCAGAGGACGCCCAGGACCUCCUGUCUCCCGGAGCUCCUCUCACCAAGCAGUCCCGCUCCCCCAGCUUCAACAUGCAGAUCAUAUCACAGGUUUAAUGUGCAGUGCAGGGCAUCGUAGACACACACGUACGCACACACACACACACACACACAUACAGUAUAUCUCUACAGCUCUUAACAGCUCUACUAUGACAACUUCUGUCUACCUGUGUUCUGUGUUGGUGUGUAUGUGUGUGUGUGUUUGUGAAAGUGUGUGUGCGUGCGUGUCUGUGCGCGUCCUUCGGAUCCUUCGGAUCUCAUGAGUUGUGUCUCCGCCCUUUUAACAUCCAUUAAAGUCGCAAUCGUGACUUGCAGUCGUCGCUGUUGGGUUCAGUGUUACCGAGGAUGCAACAGGGAGAGAAUCGGUCGGCGCUGACCGCCCACAGCUUUGGCUACAAGUCGAGCGUUAAAAGAGUCCAGCAUGUCAGUGAAUCCUCCCGUCUGACCGAGCUGAGCAUCCAACACAGAAACUCUCCUCACAAGGAGGAGACGUCGAGACAAAUCUUGUAAGGAUGCCACGCUAGCUGUAGGGAGAUGCAUGACAUUUCAGAUUUGAUUUUUUUUUAUUUAUUUUUUUUUGGGGAGGGAGGGAGGGGGGUGUUUUGUUUUUUUAAGUUCCUGACUGAAUCAGUCAAAAAAUGAGUCAGCAAUAACACUUAACAUUGCUCAUGUGGAGAAUAGUGGGGUCUCUUCCUUCCUUCUCUAUCAUUCCCGGGCUCACGUGCAAUCGUUCUUGCUGAUUAUCUUCCUUGUUAAUUGUGCUGUUUUUAAUUAGACAUAAAUGAUUUUAUUUUAUGAAAUUCUCCAAAUGUUUUCUUUUAUUCAUUUCUCUCUCUUUUUUUUUUAAUCACAAUCCAAAGAAGGUAGCAUUUGUUUUUCUCUUCGCUUGUUGGAAAUUGAUUUGUCAGAAAAAUCAGUUCGGCCCAAGUGAUUCUGUCCGCUUAACCUUCAUUUGAUUCUCAGUUCAUCUGUAAAAUCAGACUUUUAAGAGAAGUUGUAAAACCAAACUGGAAUGUGGUAAGGGUGUUUUUAUGUUUGUUUGUUUGUUUGCUUUGUUUUGUUUUGUUUUGUUUAUGUCUUGCUCGUCUAAACUUUUAACAGGAUCUUAAGAAAUCAUUGAUGUGCAGAAUCUUGUGGAAGAACUCGGUUAAAACCUUGAAGAAAGUGCAGGUUUCUAAAGCGCAAAGGCAGUGACUGGAAUUUUAUAGUGUAUUGUUGUUAUGGUUUGAACAACUGCAUGGGUCCCUCCAUCUCAAAGCACUUGUUGGUGAGUGUACUUGUUGUUGGCGUCUUUCCUGAGCCAGUGAAUUACUGCCCUCUGGAGGCUCGCACUGGUCACUGCACACCUGCAGUCACUGUGACCAUCAUUUGGUGUUUUGUGGUCUGAUUGGAUGCUCAUGAAACAUUUUGUUCUACCUCAUUGUGUGUUCACCUGCCACUCAAGGCACCUGUCUCCCAAUCAGAUGCAGGAUUAAAUGACCAAAAUAGUUUCAUACUGCAACUCUUAUGACACAGCAAAAUCUGUGCGUUCAUGUGAGGAGUUAAUAUCCCAGCCUUGCGUUUCAGUUAAAUGGCAUCAUGCACAAAAUCCAGCUGCAAAACACAACAGGACUGUCUUCAGGUUUUCGUAUUUUCUGUAAUCACAUCCACAACCACAUCUGGAUUAACCGGAUUAAUUGAAUUCCCUCGAAAUGUCCUGCUUAUCUUCUUUUUUUUAUGUAAUUAUUUAUGAAGUGCAAUUUUUGUUUGUUUUUUGUUUGUUUUUAAUCCUCAUGUGCAUGGAGACGGAUCUCCUCUGCUGUUUAAAAGCCUGCGUCUGCCUUCUGUAGUGCUCCCUGCCCAGGCCGAGUGAUUGCAACAUGGCGUGCUUGUCUGCAUGUUUAGUGCCCUGCAAAGCACCGCUGUUUCAGAUGCGUGAAACAGCACAGCGAGCCAAACCCAAGUCUUGUCCUCGUCUUUGCCACGUGUGCCAAUACACAUCCUCUCCUUAAGGAAUUUAUUUUUUGCUUGGGUGUCUUAAGUUUAAAUGCCUGAAUUUUUUUUCCGUUUACUGCUCUUAUUUCAAAGUUAAGAGACAUCGACAAAAAAAAGGGAUUUUUUUGGGGGGGGCGUAUGGCUUAACGUGCCCUUAGAUGCAGCUUCACCUAUUUUUGCCAUGAUUUUCAGUCAUCGCAGGUGUGUGCGACAUGCUGUACUUUCAAAAUCAAUGCUAAGCUCUGCUGUUGACAUGUAAAAGAAGUAUAUUAUGCGUCUGUGUAGUGUGGGUGUCAGCUGUUGUAUCUCAUUUCCCACGUCUUGCUGGCGUGCUUGUUUGAAACGAGGGUGAAUGAUAAAUGUAUAUAAAAGUCAGUUCAGACUGCAGUGAAAUAAUCACACACACACACACACAGACACACUCAUGAGAAACCUCCACAGCUGCUGCUCCUGGUCCUGACUGAGUCCUGUGUGCGCUUUAGCCUUAAACAUUUCAGGCCAAUGAAAAAGGGGCCUCCCUGGUCGGUUCCUUGGCCUCACAUGCUCCUCCUCCGCCUCCUCCUGCUGGACUGGACUGUGGAGGAAGUAGAAGAGAGGAGCGCAGCUACAGUUCACACUCUCACCUGUUCUGUCUGCUGUCAAUCCCUGUGCUGUGUGGCUCACAACGAGCCGUCUUCCCAUUUGCUGUAUUUUGCUGUGAGCUGAGUGGCACCUUUUUAUUUAUUUUUUUUGCUGUUUUAAAAACUGGUGACGUGUUCAUUUCAUUAAUCAGAGUGCCCACACCCAACCCCACCAACUGAGGUUACCAGCAACCAUGUUGGUACUGUGUGUUGAUUUUAGAGCAUCUGAUAAAUAUUCCUCACUAUCUGGUGUUAUUUGCAUGUGCUCAGGGUGGGAAAUGAACACCAGCCAGCGAAUGAUGAUAAAACGUGACAGUGGUUUGAAUUUAAAUCUGCCAUCCAUGUUGGCAGAAUGAUAAGCCCAGAAGUCCACAUGGGGUCCACUUACAUCUACAUACGUCUGGUCAAAUUUGUACUUGGUCAGCCGCUGGAGCUGGAAGGCAAAGUUCAUUUCCUGUCCUGUAUGUGAUAACUGUGGGCUUUGUUUUCAUACAGUAUGAUGCACUUUAAUCCAUCCACCUCGCUCCUCAAGAUAGUUAUUGAAAUGAUAUAUAUAGAUGUGCAAAUGUGUGUACACUCAAUGCAGGGUUUUAGUCUCUUUAAAGUAGUACUUCUAUGUGAUGUCACAUCCAACACAAUGCUAUUUUUGUUAGAAGUCUAAGGGUACAGCUAUUUAUUAUAUUUUCUUUUCAAAACCAAAAAAAAAAACAAAAAAAAAGUUACGAGGUCUGGAAGGUCUCAGGAGCUUAUCAAAAAGCCACAUUUAAAAAAAAAAUGGCAGCACCAAAAUUUCUGUUCUUGAAGUCAGAAUUGAUUCUAUGCAACAUUUUCCCCUCUUUUUCUUUUCCUUUGUUUUUGGUUUACCAGCUUUCAUUGAUCCUUGUCGGGUGGGAUGGAUCGGGUGGGCAGAUGAAUUUAAGCUGAUGAUUUUUAUUUUUCAAAGGUGCAAGUCCUCAACAGUGUCCCCAUUCAGUGAUCCUGUUUAUAUACACCCUGUUGUGGUGCUGCUGAGUGCAAGACAUCUCCUAAUGUGGGUGAAAAUAAGAGGACCAUCCAUUCGUCAUCCGACCGCCCUCACACACACAGAGAGAGAGAGGAAGCCACGUCUGGACUGUUGGUGCAUGUUUGAGCCCUUCUCUAAGUUUGCUGCUCUUGUGGCUCAAAGACUUCAGUCGGUGUAUGAAAUAUAAACAGAUUAUAAGUGAUGAAUCUCACCUAGAGGCUUCGAGGGAAGCUGCCGGACCACGUGAUAACACUGUACUGUCGAUGUUGUAUAAAUGGAGAGAAAGACUUAUUUUAAAUCUUGUAAAUAAAAAAAAAAUGUACAAAGGUGAAAGCGAGAUACAUAUAUAAAAAUGAAAAUAAAACCUGAAGAUCAGUCUGAGAUGUAGAGAGAAAUUAAUCUGUAUAUUGUUGAAUAAAUAUUGUGCCGUAAGGGA